This is a messenger RNA of Leptinotarsa decemlineata (Colorado potato beetle), 4387 nucleotides long. It is a transcript of the gene yem, whose product is annotated as yemanuclein. Gene Ontology annotation, cellular component: nucleus. Gene Ontology annotation, biological process: chromatin organization. Lineage: Eukaryota; Metazoa; Arthropoda; Insecta; Coleoptera; Chrysomelidae. The record is from RefSeq and is a predicted model, not a curated record.
GAGUGCUUGUUUGAGUUUAGUGCAUUUUAAACAUGUUGGAGCGAAACCGGGUUGUGUUGUUUUAAUAGAAAUUUGUAAUGAAAUAUGUCAGAAAUAAAACGCGUGGCAUUAACUACUUUUCAGACGCAGAAAGUGAGUGAUAAAUCAACCAAAAAUCAGUGCAAAACACUAAGGAUAUCUGUGAUUUUACCCGAAUCUAAUGAGGACAACUGCCCUGAAUAUAACUAUAAGGACCAAGUAGAAGCUAUAGAGAAAAAGUCGAGACAGGGCAAGGACUCCAAUAAUGUUGAAAAUGUGGAAAAUGGCUUGGACCCAUUUGGAGAGACCGAUGAUGACGUCAGAAGAAUUGCACUCGAAAUGGAAGCAAAAUAUGGCACCGGAAUGACUGAUGGCAAGAAGAAACGGAAAGGCAGGAAAGAUGAUUAUGCCGAUAUCGGCAUGGGCUAUGAUGAAUCGGAUUCUUUCAUCGACAAUACAGAUGGUUAUGACGAGAUUAUUCCUCAAAAUGUAACAACUCUCCAUGGGGGUUUCUACAUCAAUUGUGGCGCCCUCGAAUUCAAGACUGACGACGAAGCAAGUUCUCAAAUUUCUUCGUCAUCUUCAUCUUCAGAGGAUGAAGAGGGAAAUCAACCGAAAACAAAUCGAAAGAGAAUACUGGAAACUUCUGGUGAAAGUGACAGUGAAACCGGCACUACAACUCAUACAGAAAAGAAAGUGAAACUUCAAGCACCCAAAAAUACAAUGCAACAGGCAAUCAAGAAAAAACUGUUCAGUGCUAAUAAGAUCCAAGUGAAGAAGAGGCGACCUAUAGACCCUCUUAAAAAGACUGUCAAGGAUCUGUUGCGAGAAAAGCGCGAAGAUCUCAAUAUGACUGUUCCUGAAGAAUUGAAAGAAAUUGAAGAAAAUAUGGAAAAAGAUUCUUUGAAGGAAAACAAGGUACCAAUGAGUAUUAGCAGUGUGACAGAUGCCAUAGAAUCUGUCCUCAAGCAAGUUGUUCAAGAGGAAAAUUGCGCAGAGAAUCAAGAUAAACAGAUUGUUGCUGUAGAAACGAAGUCCUCACCAAAUAUAAGUAAAAACGUACUUGAAAUCUCCCAACCACAGCCCAUGGAGACAGAAUCUAGUCAAGAACUGAACAAGAUUGAGAAACGAGAAGCAGCUAAGUUGCCGGAAAAUUUACCUGCUGAUAUCAUGGAGAUAGUAGAGAAGAUCAGAAAUGCUGCUAUAAACUACAAGGGAGAGGGAAAGAAGGCGUUUUACACUGAUGAAGUCAACUUGCUCCUACUCAGUUUGGAGAGGAAAUGUAAGGUACUUGGUAAAUCAUCCAGGCUCAGAGUUUACGAGCACCUGUCGAGUUAUGUAGUGUGUAGAAAAGAGACUCUCAUCAAACGUGCCAAAAACCUUGUUCUUGAAGAUGAAGAAAAACGACUGAAAAUAUUGACAGUCAAGCUGAAAGAUACAAUCGACCGCAUGAUGCCUUCAUUAUUGACAAAUUAUGAACACGAGAGUCAGAAAGUGUUGCAGAAGAAAUUUUCGAAAGAGUCUGGCAAUAACGAAGACAAUAAAGCUCUGAAAAUGCCGAGAAGAAAGUUCCAGUGGACUGAUGAAGCGAAGCGACUCAUCAAGGAUAUCCUCAGCAUUAAGAAACGCUGCCUGAUUUUAGAAGGCAAACAGAAAGAUAAGCUUGAAGAACAAGCUGUUGAAUAUCUAAGGGCUGUCAUUCUGCCUCUCUGGCCAGAAGGUUGGAUGUACUUGAAUAACCUCAAAAAAGUCUACAAUAGCAUGAGCGAAAGUUCCAAAUUAAUAGACUCCAAGUCAGCAUCUUCGAAUUCUAACCCUAACAAGUCGAAACAUUCCAUCAGUAACAGCAGUUCGACAACGUCCACGAAAGUUUUGAACAGUUCAGUUAGUAAACUUGGGAGUGAUGUGCAACUAUAUCCUUUGACAAAUAUCCAGAAUGUUUCUUCUUCUGGCAGCGGAGUAUUUAAAGAAAGUGAUAAACCCGUAGGUGAUCAGGGUACUAAUGUUUCGUUCUCUACUAAGACGGAACCCUUGAAAAGACUCAAUGAAAUCGAGGUGUUCAAGCCUUAUGCAGAGAAAUAUCCAAAAUCAAGCCCACAAAAUCUGAAGAGUAUUUCUCCGGAAAUAGACAAACCUUCGGACCUUUCGAAGAGCUCAAAAUAUAAUGAUAUGUUCAAACCAUAUGUUUCAGAGGGUGACUUGUCUAAAAAAUCGGGUCAGGGCGAGGUUUUCAAGCCGUAUACUGAAAAAAAUGUUCUGGCGCAAGAACAUUCUUCGUUUCCCUUUGCUGAUAGGACUCCUGGGAAAGCUGUAGAAAGUGAACCUCAGACUAAUAAGUAUAUGGGGUUCACGAAAAAAUAUAUUCCGCAUUCAGACACAGUGUCGUCAAAUGUAGAUAAAGUUACUGCUUACCCGGAGAAUAUGUCAAGUUAUGUAGAAAAUUAUGUAAGUCAAACGAAGAAGCAUGCGUCGGAAAAAAUACCCGAAGCUCAUGUUCAGAAACCUGUAGUACAUCCCGAGAAUCCUAGUCUGUAUUCAGAUAGUCAUGGUAGUCAUAAAGAUAAUUCUGUUUUUUAUCCGGAAAAGUCGGUUCUUAGUCCAAGUCAUUGUCGUACUCAGGAUGAAAAAUAUUCUGAACAAGAAAGAACUUUAGCACAAGCGGAAAAACCAAAUGUAAUAGAAAAGCACAGAUAUACAGAAAAGCCCCAAAAUGUAGAAAAAGCAUCUUAUGAAAAGUUACAGUACUCCAAAAACUUGAGGCAAAGUUUUGAAGAAACGCGACAUUUGGAGAAGGCUUCUUUGGAAACUGCAAGAACGGGAGACAAAUCGUGCGUUGACAAGCCAAAGCCAUUAAAUGAUCACUAUGAGGAUAAAUCGAGACGGGGAGAGAAAUCUGAUGUCGAAAAACCUCGCCAUGUUGAAAAAUCCCAUCAUCCAGAAAAACACCGGCAUAUGGAAAAAUCCAUGCAUUCGGAAAAACCGCGUCACAUGGAAAAGUCACAUCAUUCAGAAAAACAUCGACAUUUAGAGAAGUCUCAACAUGUGGAGAAGUCCCGACAAGCCGAUCAUCACCAGACUGUUGAAAAUUUUCUGGCGAGUAUAGGAAGACUACCGCCAAAACCAGAAAGCUUAACUUCACAUGGAGAGGCCUCAUCUCUCAGUGGAAAAGUGCCAUAUGAUGAAAUGCCUUCGGACUUAUCGAAGCAUUUCAGACAAGGUGAUUUGUUCAAGCCUAUUGACAAACCGAAGGAUUUUUCAAGCUAUGAAAUGUUCAAACCUUAUGCGGAAACGUCAAAAACACACGCGGGGGACUUCUCUAAACAUCACAGAUCGAAGGAACACUACAGGCAAACUGACAUCUUGAAGACGCAGUCGGAAAGGCAAAUAAUAGAGUCUCCUCCAUCCCGUCAUGACACUCCUUCUUCAUCAAAGCAUAGCAGAAGUAACGACGUUCGAAGCGACAACUUGUCCACUCCAAAGCACAGACUGAUGGACUUGCCAAAAAUGUUGGAUGACAGCGGGGUUAUAGUUAAGAAUACUUACCAGUCCAUAGAAGAUAUUAGAAAGCUGCCAAGGGAAGAUCAUAAUGCUGUGAUAUCAAAAGUUUCUCACUGCCCAGGAAUUGUGUCGGAUAAAAGGAAAAUACUGUCGGAUCCGAGAACUCCCGAUUUAUUUACGGAAAUGAGAUCCUCGGAUUACUUUUCAAAAGCUGCGAAUAACGUUAUGGAUUACCAUUCGACCCCCGUGAAAACAGAGGGUGACGAUAUUCAGAUGGUGAUGGAAAAUUUAAAGGCUCUCCAGAAGUUGUCUUGUUCUCCUGUGAAAAAUGAUAACUCUUCUAGUUCGCCAGUGUCGGUGAUCGCGUACAACAAAAACUUUUCUUCGUCCAAGUCGAAUUCUGUACAAAAGAGCGACUCAAAUAAUAAGGGAGAUUUGACGGGUGGGUUCCAGGACGAGUUCCAGAAGCAGUUUAUCAAUUCCUUGCAACAAAUGGCUGCCAAUCCUAGCACUUCAAAAUCCAGUUAUAAUAGGUGCAGUUAGUAACUCGAUUUUGGAAUUUCCUCUGUUUAUUUUGAUUUAUGAAAGCUUAUCACUUUAUCAUGGACUUCAGAAGUUUCAUUAUUUUUUACUUUGUAAAUAGAAAAUAUUAUAUAGUAUUUUUAGGAGAAAAGAAAAAUUUAUACCUUCCUUGUAAGUACUCUUUUGUUUUGUACAUUGAAAAUUGUUUAAAAUAGUUUUUUAGUCAUUCCUUGUAUUUAUUUUCGCCUUGUAUAUUGAAAAUAUGUUGUACUUUUUGAAUAUAUUUUUUCAAACGAAAAAAUUGUGAAUUUUCCUGUAAGAAUGAUUUUAUUAAAAGAGCUUUAUAAAA